AUGAGCACUGAUGCUAUUCGCCCUCGCGGUCGGCCAGCCCACACUCCAGGAACGACAACCCUAACCUACACACCGGACGGGAAACGAAUUAUUACUGCUGGAUCAAACUCAGCGAUUCGGAUUUACACCGUUGAUCAAGAUGGCGAGCCCAAGACCGUGGAUGAAGGUCUUCUAGACGGUUAUGUCGGAAUCGGUGCCACGAAUGAUUCCUUCAUUGUGGGCACUGAGGACGGUCAGGUCUGGCAAUUCAAUACCUUGUCGGGCAAGAUUGGAACUCAGUUGGUGCGAUGCGCGUUGCCUGUGAGAGACGUGGCGGUUUCCCGGGAUGGCCAAUGGCUUGCAGUAGCAAGCGAUGAGCUCACCGUGAAACUCGUCAAAAUCGAUAACCAAAUCGAGACGAAAUACCUCCGCGACCAGCUAACAGGCGCGAAACACGUCACAUUUGAUCCCAAGGGCCGUUUUGUGGCCGUAUCAGCCAUAGAUGGCUUUCUUUCGGUGUACUCACUCACAGAAGAGGAACCGGAGCUGGUAAGAAAACUGGAUGGAGUCAUUCGAAAACUCGAGCCCGACGCAGAGGCAACAUCCAGAGCCGUGUGGCAUCCGGACGGUACUGCAUUUGCAGUGGCGGAAGCCACUCGAGACAUUGCAGUCUAUUCAAUCUCCAACUGGAAGAAAGAAAAGAGCUUUACUGGAGGACAUACGGGCGACAUCACGGCACUAAGCUGGGCACCUAAUGGUACGCUGCUGGCUUCUGCUGGAGCUGACGGCCAGAUCGUGCUCUGGGAAACCCGUACCCAAAGCAUUCUGCACCGAUUCGACUUUGGCAAUGUCAUCAACCUUGCCUGGCAUCCAACGAACAAUUCGCUUUCGUUCACCACUUCCGAUGGAGAAUUGUUCAUCUACGAUAAAUUCGUCCCGAGGGAUCACGAAGCCCAGUUACAGAAGUCUCUCCAGGCUGCACCCAUCUAUCCCGGUCCAUUGAAUGACAUUUCCAACAAUGUCCAGCAGACAUUGGCUGACCGAUCCAAAGAUGCCAUCAAGCGGGCAGCCCGCAGAGGGUCUCCGGACGAGCUGGAUGAUAUUCUCGGCGAUGAUGAGGAGAUGGAGGAUAAUUUCGUCGAGGAUGACGAUGGAGCAGGAUACGUUGAGGAUUUGAAUGAGUACGGAAAGCGACCCAAUGGUCAUUUGGAUGACCUGGAUGGCUCUGACAGCAAGCGCAUCUUCUCGGGCGCCGUGCAACCAAAAUCCCAUCCUCCUAUCCAGCCCGGUAGCACACCGUGGGCUGGGAGCAGACGAUAUCUGUGCCUGAACUUGACCGGUGCCGUGUGGACCGUGGAUCAAGAGACGCACCACACCGUGACAGUGGAGUUUUAUGAUCGAGAACUUCAUCGAGACUUCCACUUUACAGACCCCUACCAAUACGACAAAGCGUGCCUUAACGAGAACGGAACCCUCUUCUCAAACAGCCCUUCGGAUGGCCCUGCUACCAUCUUCUACCGUCCUCAUGAGACAUGGACGACCAGAGCCGAUUGGCGAACCCAAUUACCCGAAGGAGAGGGAGUACGAGCUCUGGCACUGAGUGCCUCCUAUAUUGUUGCUGUCACGACAAAAGACUAUGUGCGAGUGUACACUCUCUUUGGAACACCCUAUCGGGUGUACCGACAGAAGAGCCAGGCUGUGACAUGUGCUGCAUGGCGAGACUACAUCAUGACAAUUGGCAAUGGCCCGGUAGGAUCUGACGGGCGACACACAUCAUUGCGAUACACCAUUGAAAAUGUCAAGCGCGACGAAAUCUGCCAGAAUGAAGACGUUGUCGCUCUUCCAUCCGAAACCCGACUGCAGAGUGUUUUCUUUUCUGAUCAUGGAGACCCAUGCAUUUAUGAUACUACCGGUGUUUUACUGGUGUUGCAGCACUGGCGCACUCCUGGUCAGGCUCGAUGGGUGCCUCUCCUCGACACAAAGCAACUUGCCCGACUGGCUGGAGGUCGCAAGGAAGAGACUUACUGGCCGGUUGCUGUGGCGGAAGACAAGUUUCACUGCAUCAUUCUCAAGGGUGGUGACAAGAACCCAUACUUCCCGCGACCGCUGCUCAGCGAAUUUGAUUUCCAGGUUCCCAUUUCCAGUCAUGCGGUCAGGGACUCCAAUGAAUCAGAAGAGGCUGCGUCAGAACGAAACGCCAGUGUCAAGUUUGAAGAAGCAUUCGUGCGUGGCAAUGUCCUUCUGUCGCUCUUCCGGGACCUCUUGGAAUCGACCAAUGCGACAGCCAGCCAACGUACCGAAAUGGCACGUAAGGAAGUGGAGAUUGACAAGACCUUGCUGCAGAUGCUGGCCAUCGAAUGCAGAGAGGGUGAAGAGCGUGGUAUGAAGGCACUUGAAUUAGUAACCAUGCUGAACGAUCGUAAUGGUAAGAUGCUUGAGGCGGCAGCUAAGGUGGCCCAACGCUACGAGCGUGGUGUAUUGGAGGACAAGAUCCGAGAAAUUGCUGAGCGACGAGUGAUGGGCAUGGAUGAUGACGAUGAAUUGGCCUAA
Messenger RNA from Penicillium pulvis, 2529 nucleotides. RefSeq lists its product as uncharacterized. The transcript has 8 exons. Lineage: Eukaryota; Fungi; Ascomycota; Eurotiomycetes; Eurotiales; Aspergillaceae. Gene Ontology annotation, biological process: mitotic cell cycle; DNA-templated DNA replication; DNA repair. Gene Ontology annotation, molecular function: chromatin binding; protein binding. Bases 1 to 2529 code for a protein of 842 amino acids. Gene Ontology annotation, cellular component: nuclear replication fork. The record is from RefSeq and is a predicted model, not a curated record.